Messenger RNA from Paramecium pentaurelia, 698 nucleotides. The record is from the annotation of a GenBank genome assembly. NCBI's taxonomy places the organism in Eukaryota, Ciliophora, Oligohymenophorea, Peniculida, Parameciidae.
AAUGUCUAAUGGAUAACAAGUGAUAAAAUAUAUUUUAAUUGGAUCAAAUAGGGUUGGGAAGUCUUCAUUUAUGUAAAGAUUUUGUGACAAUAAUUUUAACUUGAAUUAUGAAGAAAGUAAAGGAGUUGAUUUUAAAUCUAAAAUGUAUGAUGAUGGUAAAUAUAAACUUUGCAUCUUUGACACAGUACACAAUAUUAAAAUGUAAAUUAAUAGCCUGGAGAUAUAAAAUUGAGAUUUGCUUCUUAUGGAUUUUAUAAGUUUGCUUUUGGUUUUAUUUUGAUUUUCGAUCUCACUAGGUAAAGUUCUUAGUGAAAUAUUAGACCUUAAACAUUAAAGGAUUUGAGAGAUGAUUUUAGUUAGAUUGCAUCUCAGUCCUCCUAAUGUAUAAUUAAAAUUUUAUUAUAUAGAUGCAUAAUUAAUAUUAGUUGGAAACAAAUCGGAUUCAGAAGAUAUAAAUGAUUACAGAGAAAUUUAGGAAGAAGCAUAGAAAAUGGCAAAUGAAUUACAUAUUACAUAUUAUGAAAUUUCUUGUUUGACUGGAUAAAAUGUUGAUUUAGUAAUUGAAGAUUUGACAAAAAGAGUAUUAGUUUAAAUGGGGAAUGGACAUUUAGGUAAGAGGCCUGGUGAUUAAGUAUAAAAUCGUCAUAAAGAUGAAAAUAUUAAACAUGAAGGUGGAUGUUGUUGUUAAAUUUUUUGAA